Molecule: messenger RNA, 224 nt
Organism: Racocetra fulgida
Lineage: Eukaryota; Fungi; Glomeromycota; Glomeromycetes; Diversisporales; Gigasporaceae
Source: the annotation of a GenBank genome assembly
GAGGUGAAAAUGUAUAUGUUAAUGUGGAUAAUUCAAGCAACAAUGAAUAUGUUGUUGAUUUGACUCAAGAUAAUAAUGGUGAUGAUAAUAAUAGCUUGUAUGAAAGUGGAGAAAAUAGAAGUGAUAAAAGUAGGAGCGAAUAUGAUGGUGAAGAUAAUAACAGUGAUGGGAAUGAAAAUGAAAAUUAUUAUAUUUGGGAGGAGAAUGAGAAUAAAGAUAGCUAG